AUGAUGGAUAUGAAGGCGAAAGCAACGCUGCAGCUCUUGAUCCUGUUAAUGCUGUUCAUGGGGACGCUCCACUCCCACACCCACAUGGUCACUGCAGUUCGCAGUCCACCUUACGACUUUGAGGACCAGCCACCCACCGUAGUGUUUCCUCGCACCGCGGUCUUGGAUGACAGCAACCGUGAUGGUGAGGCUGGAUCGGAGGCUGGUGAUUUGCCACAACCUUUUCCUAUUCAUGUCCACGGGACUUCAUGGCGUAACCAGAAAGGUGGAACUCCAUCGAGUCCGAGCUCCAUGCAGCACAGCACCACGCCCUGA
Marchantia polymorpha subsp. ruderalis is the source of this 315-nucleotide messenger RNA. The record is from the annotation of a GenBank genome assembly. NCBI's taxonomy places the organism in Eukaryota, Viridiplantae, Streptophyta, Marchantiopsida, Marchantiales, Marchantiaceae.